GAAGACGACCCUCUCAAUAUGCGUGACUUGGGUCGCCACCUAGAGUCCUGCCGCAGCCACCGGGCCUGUCACCGCGAUCUCCCCGAGCUCCCGCCCAGCGUCAGCAGCACCCGCGAGCUUCCCGAGGAGCCAGGGAGCGCGCGCGACUUCCACCACUGCUGCGAGCACGAAGCGAGGACGUACAACUCGUGUGACUCGCGGGGAGCUACCAGGGAGCCAAGGGACCCCAGAAAGCGGCGGCGGCUGGACUCGCUCCGAGAGGAGGGCGUCGUCACUGCCGUCAUGGUCCGCACUGUGUCCGACUCUUCUUCAGCAGGAGAAGAAGAGCCUCGUCGGUUGUUACCACUCCUUGAGGACGGCGUCUUUGAUGAGCGUCCGUCUUCCCAGGCCUCGCAAGUCUCGGCUAGGACAGUCACUUCCAUGGCGUCUGUCGCAUCUGUUCAUGGCACUGGUCUCACUGCCAUGUCCAGACAGGUAUCCCAGAGAUCACACAGGCCGUCAUCCACAUCUACACUGCCGCGAAGACCAAAGUCCCUCAACCUCUCCUUCCACACAGUUGUCUUUGAAAAGGGCCAUGGCAAGAAGGGGCUUGGAUUCUCUAUUGUAGGAGGAAGGGACUCUCCCAAAGGGAACAUUGGCAUCUUCGUAAAGACAAUCUUCCCAAGUGGACAAGCAGCGGAAGAAGGAACACUUAAAGAAGGGGAUGAGAUUUUUGCUGUGAAUGGAGAGAGCUUGGCAGGGGCAAGUCAUGCAGAAGCCAUUGCCAUGUUCAAAGCCAUCCGCACUGGCAAAGUCGUGCUGCAUGUGGGCCGUCGUGCAACUUCAAAGAAAAGAGCCCACAAGACUAAGUCUUUUGAUGACCUUGAUAAAUUUGAAGAAUGAGGAUGAACUGCCCGAGGAUCUGCAUACGUCAGAUGUAGCUGAUGGGAUGAAUGCAAAUUUUUUGAUAGAAUGUAUAAAUGUGUC
Messenger RNA from Penaeus monodon (black tiger shrimp), 966 nucleotides. Its product is annotated as PDZ domain-containing protein 2-like. The transcript has 5 exons. Bases 19 to 882 code for a protein of 287 amino acids. NCBI's taxonomy places the organism in Eukaryota, Metazoa, Arthropoda, Malacostraca, Decapoda, Penaeidae. Gene Ontology annotation, molecular function: protein binding. The record is from RefSeq and is a predicted model, not a curated record.